GUCUUCACACAGGAUCGUUACACUGGGCAGGUUUUGGAAAAUGCUCUGAAGGGCUCUGUGUUUCUGACUGUGCUGGCUACUGAUUCAGAUGAGGGAGUUAAUGGAGAAAUCUCCUAUCAGUUCAGUCAAGCAGUCAGCCAGACUGACUCAGCAUUUGAGAUUGAUUCCAUAACAGGAGAAAUCAAACUCUCAAAGCCUCUGGACUUUGAGGAAGCACAGACUCAUGAGCUCACAGUGAGGGCAACAGAUGGUGGGGGACUCUCGGCAAUCUGUAAGGUCUUGGUGGAGGUGUUGGAUGUGAAUGACAAUGCACCCGAGCUGGUGGUCAGUUCCUUCAGCAGUCCCCUGGCCGAGAACUCAGCGCCCGGCACGGUGGUUGCCCUCUUUACUGUCAGGGACCGGGAUGCCGGCGCCAACGGCAAGGUGUCGUGUGCCCUCGACGAUCAGCUCUUCUUCUCCCUGCGGCCAGCCUAUAAGAAUUACUACGAGCUGGUGACUGUGAGGGUGCUGGACCGGGAGGACAGGGCUCAGCACAUCGUCACCGUGACAGCAGCAGACGCGGGGUCCCCUCCUCUCACAAGCACCCACACCUUCACCGUGGACAUCUCGGAUGUCAACGACAACGCCCCCGUCUUCAACCAGACAUCCUACACCAUGUACGUGCGCGAGAACAAUGUGCCCUCCGUGCUGGUUGGAGCCGUCAGCGCCGCAGAUGCCGACGUGGGGCUCAAUGCCAAGGUGACCUAUUCCCUGUCAGCAGGGCAAGCGGCGGAGCGGCCUUCGUGCUCGUGCCUGUCUGUGAACUCGGAGAGCGGGCAGGUGUUUGUGCUGAGAGCCCUGGACUACGAGCAGCUGAGGCAGAGCGAGGUGGUGGUGAGCGCCUCUGACGCGGGCUCUCCUCCCCUCCGAGCCAACGUCACCGUGCGCCUCGUGGUGCUGGACGAGAACGACAAUGCCCCGCUGGUGCUGUACCCAGCGCAGGACAGCAGCCCAGGCUCCAGUGAGCUGGUGCCCGUGGGGGCCGAGGCGGGCUACCUCAUCUCCAAAGUGGUGGCCGUCGAUGCCGACUCGGGACAGAACUCGUGGCUCUCGUACCAGCUGCUGAGGGCCACCGACCCCGGGCUCUUUGCCGUGGGGGCCCAAAGCGGCGAGGUGAGGCUGAGGAGGCUGCUCACCGACAGAGACCCCGUCAAGCACAAGCUCGUGGUGCUGGUGCGAGACAACGGGCGGCCGCCGCUCUCAGCCACCGCAGCUCUCAGCGCACUCCUGCUCAAGGACUUCUCCGACCUGCGCCAACCGCACAGCAGCCCGGCCGCCGACCACGACGCCGGCUCCCUCACCACCUAUUUAAUCCUUUCCUUGGUCUUCGUCUCCCUGCUCUUCCUCGGCUCCACAGCAGCCUUCGUGGCUCGCAGGCUGUGCCAGAGAAAGCAGCUGAAGGCUGGCCACGUGCUUUACGGGGCCGACAACCUGCAGAGCGGCCUGGCCGAUGCAGCUGCUGCAGGGACCCUGCCCCGCCCCUACUGCUACGAGAUCAGCCUCACCACGGGCUCGGGCAACAGCGAGUUCAGGUUCCUCAAGCCCUUCGUCCCCAGCCUGCCACCACAGCCCUGUGCCAUGGGCGGGGGCACCGGUGAGGAACAGGUUUUCCCUUGUGUCCCUGUCCCCACAGAGGACGUGACCCCAGAGAAUGCUGGGAUUGUGUCUGCAGAACAGUUCAAUCGUCUUUCCUUUAACUAGCACAGGGUCAGCAGAGCCAGAGGCUUCUGUGCCUCGUGGUCGGAAGGGAUGCAGGCUGCAGCCUGUAGCAAUGGUUCCUCCAUAGUAAAUCUCUAUUUGCAAUUGACAUAACCAAGUUCCUGCAAAUUCUAAGUCAUGAUAAAUGUUGUCUCUCAUUCCAAAAAGUAGUCAACCAAACAAAAAAAGUGAGGUUCUGUCACUCUCAGAAUAAUAGGUUUCACCUCCAAUACAGCCAUUUCCGAGAGUCUUUGAGAAUGGGGUUAGCAGUCCCAGCUGAGCUCCUAUUUCUUUUGCUGUCACACAAGACAGUAGACCUUUUAUUCUUUUUUUUGUACCACCAUGGCACCAUUGGGUAGACCUUGCUGAAAUUCAGAAAAAGCCUUUUCCAUCUCAGGAAAGCAAGGAUGUUUUAAGAAUUCUGUCACAAUAUUGUUUGAGCAUGGGUUUUUUCUUUCCUGGAUUCUGGAUGUCUCUGAGAUGUGUGGGCUUUGUGUGCUUUGUUUUCUUGUCACUAUAUCAGUCACUACAGCCACUAUGAGUCUGUAUAGCCUGCACUUGUGGUACCCAGUGAAUCAAGGAUUGGCUUCCAUUUAGCUGUUGCAAUGCAGGUAAUUCCAGCUCAGCAGGCAAUAAGGGUAUUUUUACCUUUUGAGUACAGCAGUCUCAUCAUCUCCAGGGCAGAGCAGAGCAGGAAAACACAUAACAAAUCUUCCUUUGCCCUAUGAAAGCAUGGUUGGGUGUUCUGUCUCCUUGGGAUCAUCCUAAAAAUACAGAGAUACAGCAGUACAAAUGCAGUUGGGGUAGAUUGUAAGUGUGCAGAUUUAUGAAAACGUGUUCAUUGUCUUUGGGUUAAUUGCAUGAAAACUCCACAUGUCCCUCAAAGAGCAUUUUCUGAAGGUAGAAGCAAGAAGAAAUGGUAAAAAGGACAUUGAGUUUGGUCUCCUCGUGGUUGUCCCUGAAUAAUUCUUGAUUUGAGUGGAAAGCUGUCUCCACAUGAUUCUCCUGGUUUGUAUGAGGCCAUUUGCAUUCUCCUUUUUGUCAUUUCUCCUUCUACUCUCUGAGCUGUGUUUGAGCAUUUUCCUUUCUACUCUACUUAAGAAGGACUGUAAUAACAUGUAUAAUAAUAUAUUGUUUGAAUGACGUCUGUGAUGUAAAAAUUAUUCAGAAAGCCUCACACUGUGUGGUGCUGAAGUUAUAAACUUCUAUAACAUUUUAAACUUGGGUACCCCGAGUGUAAAACUGAAAUAAAGAGAACACCCUUUUGUUGAGA
Myiozetetes cayanensis is the source of this 3010-nucleotide messenger RNA. RefSeq names its product protocadherin beta-13-like. The record is from RefSeq and is a predicted model, not a curated record. The annotation marks the transcript as partial. Gene Ontology annotation, cellular component: plasma membrane. The transcript has a single exon. Gene Ontology annotation, biological process: homophilic cell-cell adhesion. Lineage: Eukaryota; Metazoa; Chordata; Aves; Passeriformes; Tyrannidae. Gene Ontology annotation, molecular function: calcium ion binding.